AUGGCUAGAAGGAUGACAUCAUAUAUGACAGAUAACAACUAUGUAGACACUUCAGUACAGAGGGGCGGAAUACCAGGAUUCUCAGGAUGUAUUGAACAUACAAGCAUCAUUUCACAACUUAUUCAAGAGGCCAAAGUGAACAAGAAAGAUCUGACAGUAGUAUGGCUAGAUUUGGCCAAUGCCUAUGGUACUGUUCCUCACAUGCUGAUACAACAAUCACUAGAUCAUUACCAUAUUCCCGACCACUUUAAGAAAGUGAUAAGAAGUUAUCUCAGUGGGAUUGAGCUGCGAUUUACAACAAGCACUUUUACAACAACAUGGCAGAAACUACAAAAAGGAAUAGUUACUGGAUGUACCAUCUCAGUUAUAUUGUUUGUCAUGGGAAUGAAUAUGAUUAUUAAAUCUGGUGAGAGAGAAACUAGAGGCCCGAAAACAUCAACUGACAUCAGGCAACCACCAAAUAGAGGGUUCAUGGACGACUUAACCAUCACUACAGAUACCCAUAUACAGGCUAGAUGGAUAUUAAAGGCCUUGGAAGAGACAGUAACAUGGGCAAGGAUGUCUUUCAAGCCAAAGAAGUCUAGAGCUCUAAUUAUAAGGAAAGGGAAGAGAACACACCAAGUCGAACUGAAGGUGCAAGGAGAACAUGGAGAAGUCAUUCCAUCAAUAAUAGACAAUCCCAUCAAGUGCGUAGGAAAAUGGUAUGAUGACUCUCUUAGUGACAAAAACGAUAUCAAGAGAAUUGAACAACAGGUUUCAGAGGGAAUGAGGAGCAUCGACAAGACAGGUCUACCAGGAAAAUUGAAGGCAUGGAUAUACCAACAUGGACUCCUGCCAAGAAUAUCAUGGCCACUUAUGCUAUACGAAAUAACGUUAACAACAGUUGAGAAGCUUGAAAGAACCAUCAACAGACAUCUAAGGAAAUGGUUAGGUGUCCCUCCAAGUUUUACAACUGUAGGACUAUACAGCAGAACCGCAAAGUUGCAGCUACCAUUUACAUCUCUAGUGGAAGAAUUUAAAGUUAGCAAAAGUCGCCUUGUGAUGACACUGAAAGAAUCUAGAGAUCACAAAGUAAGAACAGCAGGUGUCCAAGUAAGAACAGGACGGAAAUGGUCAGCAUCAAAAGCAGUUUCAGAGGCAGAGAGUAGAUUGAGGCAUAAAGAUAUUGUUGGAACAGUGGCAGUAGGACGACAGGGCCUUGGUACAUCUAAAAGUGUCUUCUGGAAGAACGCUAACACACAAGAAAGACGAAGUCUUGUCCAAAGAGAGAUAAAAUCUAGAGAAGAAGAAAACAGACAAGCAAAGACAGUAGAAUUAGAGAGCCAAGGUGCUUGGUCGAGAUGGGAUUUGGAACAACGAUCCCUUACAUGGUCAGAUAUAUGGCGAUAUCCGCAAUACCAACUGCAGUUCCUUCUGAGAUUAGUGUAUGAUGUGUUACCGACACCUUCAAAUCUGCACAGGUGGAAACUAUCAGAAACACCAGACUGUCCCUUGUGCGGAAACAGAGGAACUCUACAACAUGUUCUUUCAGGGUGCAAUAUCGCUCUUACACAGGGGAGAUUUACUUGGCGACACAACCAAGCUUCAUUAUAA
Messenger RNA from Mytilus trossulus (common blue mussel), 1593 nucleotides. RefSeq lists its product as uncharacterized. The coding region runs from base 1 to 1593 and encodes 530 amino acids. The transcript has 2 exons. The record is from RefSeq and is a predicted model, not a curated record. Lineage: Eukaryota; Metazoa; Mollusca; Bivalvia; Mytilida; Mytilidae.